Messenger RNA from Ailuropoda melanoleuca (giant panda), 2458 nucleotides. It is a transcript of the gene GCNT1, whose product is annotated as glucosaminyl (N-acetyl) transferase 1. Lineage: Eukaryota; Metazoa; Chordata; Mammalia; Carnivora; Ursidae. The transcript has 5 exons. Gene Ontology annotation, cellular component: membrane. The coding region runs from base 767 to 2053 and encodes 428 amino acids. Gene Ontology annotation, molecular function: beta-1,3-galactosyl-O-glycosyl-glycoprotein beta-1,6-N-acetylglucosaminyltransferase activity. The record is from RefSeq and is a predicted model, not a curated record.
GGCGGGGCGGGGCCACGGGCGAGGCUGCGGGGUAGGAGGCAGAGAGAGCGGAGCCGCGGUCCGCCCGCGCAGCGAGCGCUGAGCGUGGCCAGUGAGGGCCUCUUUGGGGUGCCGCGCGGUAGCGCACCCUUCUGCGUCCCGGCGGCCAGAACGUUGCUGCAGCCCCGCGAAGAGGCGUUAUUACCCCCAUUUUACUGAUGAAGAAGCCGACAACAGGACCAGAAAGGACUCGUCUUGGGGCAAGCGAUUGGAAAGGGACUCCGAAGCCCCCACGCUUCUUCCUGUACCCCUGCCGCCUCUCUGUCCUUCCCCUGCGGGUGUAGGAAACUCGCGCUGUUGGGUCUGUUAGGAAAACAGCGCUUUCUCUCGAUGCCGAGCGAGCCCCAGGCACCCUCGCCGGCCACACUUCUUUCUCACGGUGGAUGAGGUCGCCUGCAGAUCCGGGCUGGACCUUAUAGGCUGCCCAGGUGGAGAUUUUUUAAAAGCCUCGUGGGACAUAGCACCGUUGCCGAAUGCCUGGUACGUGUACGAAACCUGACUGCAUAAAAGGCACUCUGCAAACAUAGUAUGUUACCUGGAAUCCGAGAACUAAAUGAACCAGACUUUCUUUAAUUCUACAUGUGCUGUUCUCCAUUUCAAGAUGCCUUUGCAGAUUUGAUAAAUGCAAACUAACAACUCUCAAGGCCGUGACAGAAGAGAAACCAUGACUGCUUGAAGCCUGGAGGACUGCCCUUAAUUAAGGAAAAACCCCUGAUUGUUGUUUGAGAUGCUGAGAAAGUUGCUGCGGAGGAGACUUUUCUCUUAUCCCACUAAAUACUACUUACUGCUUCUUGUUCUUUCCUUACUCACCUUCUCUGUUUUAAGAAUUCAUCAAAAGCCCGAAUUUGUAAGCGUCGGGCAUUUGGAGCUGGUUGGAGAGAAUCCUAGUAGUAAUAUUAAUUGCACCAAAGUUUUACAGGGGGAUGUAGAUGAAAUCCAGAAGGUACAGCUCGAACUUCUGACCGUGAAAUUUCGGCAGCGCCCUCGGUGGACCAGCGAUGACUAUAUCAACAUGACCAGAGACUGUAAUUCUUUCAUCAAGCGACGCAAAUACAUCAUGCAGCCACUUAGUAAGGAAGAGGCGGAGUUUCCCAUAGCCUAUUCCAUAGUGGUUCACCACAAAAUCGAAAUGCUUGACCGGCUCCUGAGGGCCAUCUACAUGCCCCAGAAUUUCUACUGCAUUCACGUGGACAGAAAAUCAGCCGAUUCGUUUUUGGCCGCGGUGAUUGGCAUCGCGUCCUGCUUCAGUAACGUCUUUGUGGCCAGUCAGCUGGAGAGUGUGGUGUAUGCCUCUUGGAGUCGGGUUCAGGCCGACCUCAACUGCAUGCAAGACGUCUACAGGAUGAGUGCGGACUGGAAGUACUUGAUAAAUCUUUGCGGUAUGGACUUUCCUAUUAAAACCAACUUGGAAAUUGUCCAGAAGCUCAAGUCGCUGAUGGGUGAAAACAACCUAGAAACUGAGAGAAUGCCGUCCAAUAAAAAAGAAAGGUGGAAAAAGCAUUACACAGUUGUUAACGGAAAGCUGACGAACACGGGGACUGACAAAAUGCUCCCUCCUCUUGAAACACCUCUGUUUUCAGGCAGUGCCUAUUUCGUGGUCAGUAGGAAGUACGUGGGGUAUGUGCUAGAGAAUGAAAAAAUCCAAAAGUUUAUGGAGUGGGCAAAAGACACGUACAGCCCGGAUGAGUAUCUCUGGGCCACUAUCCAGAGGAUCCCUGAUGUCCCGGGCUCCCUGUCCCUAAGCCAGAAGUAUGACAUGUCCGACAUGCACGCGAUUGCAAGGUUCGUCAAAUGGCAGUACUUCGAAGGUGAUGUUUCCAAGGGUGCCCCCUACCCACCCUGCAAUGGGGUCCACGUGCGUUCUGUGUGCGUGUUCGGAGCAGGUGACUUGAACUGGAUGUUACGCAAGCAUCACUUGUUUGCCAACAAGUUUGACAUGGACAUUGACCUCUUUGCCAUCCAGUGUUUGGAUGAGCAUCUGAGGCAUAAAGCCCUGGAGACGUUGAAACACUGACGGUUCGUUUUAGGCGACUUUAAAAAGGACAAGACGCAUGCAUGAGACUCCCCCUACCUGUUUCUUCUGCCCGGUAAUAAAACAGAGAAACUAUAGGGCACGCUCUUUGGGUUGGGGACUCCCAUUGUGACUGUCCUCGAAGCUGCGUGAUUUCUGCCCAGCACGGUGGGUUAGAAAGGUUAUAGCAUCAUAUGUUGACCUAGAGUAAGCAUGGGGCCAGGCAGGUUGGGAGGCCCUGUGGGGGGCAGUGGUCCACGGAGCCGGGGAUGAGGCUGCAAAAACCAGCCUGUUAAAAGAACUCAGGGACUUAACAAAAUGACCAAGAUGUCAUCUGUGCCAAAAUUACUUUGAGAGCUUUAAUUACGACAGUUUUCGUGAUUUGAAUAAAUUUAUAGUGACAACCAA